Messenger RNA from Daucus carota subsp. sativus, 1121 nucleotides. Its product is annotated as protein MIZU-KUSSEI 1-like. The transcript has a single exon. NCBI's taxonomy places the organism in Eukaryota, Viridiplantae, Streptophyta, Magnoliopsida, Apiales, Apiaceae. Gene Ontology annotation, biological process: hydrotropism. The coding region runs from base 187 to 954 and encodes 255 amino acids. The record is from RefSeq and is a predicted model, not a curated record.
UCAUGUAGUUAGGUGGGGCUGCUCACCUUCUUUUGUCAAGGUCUUGUUUCAAGAACCUUAAAAUGAGCAUUAGGGAAAAUUAUUAGGCACUGGCUUUGCACUUGAGCACAAUAUAAGUUCCUUUUUACAGUUAAGCCUGUUUUUCAAGCUACAUCUGUAAGUUGUGAUUUUUGUUUGAUUUUACAGAUGAGGACAAUCAUGGCGAAGACUCCUCAUGAUUCUUCUUUCUCCUUCUCAAGGAGAUUCUUUCAUUGGAAGAAGAAUGUUUCUGAAGAAGAUGAUGAUAUGGAAGAAAUCUUGACUUUCAACUCAUCGCGUGUUUCUGAGUUGAGACUGGAUGAUCUUGAUCUCUCGGGACAAGCACUGCCUGUCCCGGGGAUGGUGCCAAGUAAGAAGCGAUCAAUUGUGUCAGUUUCUAGUCUCCGAUCAGCUCUGACAUUCGGUAAGAGUACUUCAGGUCUUGGCAGCAAAGUGGUAUGCACCCUUUUUGGUUACAGGCAUGGGCGUAUUCAUGUUGCAUUCCAGGAUGAUGUUAAGCUGAGUCCCGCUUUUCUGGUUGAACUAGCUACCCCGACAAGUGUGCUGGUUCGUGAAAUGGCUUCUGGAGUGGUCCGAAUAGCCUUGGAGUGUGACAAGAAAGUAGUGAAGAAACGUACUAAGCUACUGCAGGAACCAAUCUGGCGAACAUACUGCAAUGGCAAGAAAUAUGGGUACGCCACAAAAUGUGACUGUGGACCGGAGGAAUGGUCAAUUCUGAACGCUGUUGGCCCGAUCACUAACGGAGCUGGUGUGCUGCCUGUGAAGAACAAGGCCGGUGUCUCAGAAGGGGAGCUCAUGUACAUGAGAGCCAAGUUUGAACGAGUUGUCGGGACAAGAGACUCUGAAGCCUUCUACAUGAUCAACCCUGAUGGUAAGGGAGGUCCUCAACUCAGUAUCUUUCUUCUAAGAGUUUAAGAGUUGCGUCUCUGAAAGUCAUCUUUCCGACUUAUAAGUCACUUAUAAGUAAAAAAAAACAUGUUUGUCACACGGACUUAUUAAGCUUCAAAGUAUUAGUUUCAUGUAUUGAUUGCAGAUUUACAAGUGUUAUGGAGAUUUUGGUUGAAUCCUCAGUUCCUUGAGUA